Molecule: messenger RNA, 1656 nt
Organism: Lecanosticta acicola
Lineage: Eukaryota; Fungi; Ascomycota; Dothideomycetes; Mycosphaerellales; Mycosphaerellaceae
Source: the annotation of a GenBank genome assembly
AUGUUCACGAAGGACCUCCCGCGCCUCCAUGAGUACUACAAAUCUCCGUUCAUUCGACUCGGACCAAACCUGGUUAGCUGCAGCGACCCGGCCACGAUCGAGUACAUCUAUGGUUUCCAUAACCAGCUGCGGAAGGUACGUGGCAUCUGAGAUUGUCACCGAGGCGCUCUUACUGAAAUGCUCGCAGUCAGACCUUACCAAACCGAUGGUUCCGAUCUUCAAGCGCCGACGUCUACCAACUAUGUUUCUCGCGGCCUCUCCCCAAGAACAUCAGGCGAUUCGUGCACCCGUAGCAGGCGCAUACACAAUGACCAACGUACUCCAAGGCGAGGGAAGGGUCGAUCGCUCUAUGAAGGACCUCUUCCAAAGAUUGGUCGAUCUUUUCGCAAGCACUGGAAGGCCCUGCGACAUCCAUAAUUGGGUACAUUACUGUGAGAAUCUCAAAACGACUGCCUGGUUACCACUUUGCGAGCUGACUCUGUUUUAGUUUCGGCUGAUGUGAUGUUUGAUCUGACCAUGGGCGAACCAAUUGGUUUGGUACAGGUAUGCCUUUAACAGGAUGCCUUGAAGAGGACACAUAUUGAGCUCAUAGUUUUAUUCUAGGCAGGCGGAGACGUCGACGGCGUGUUGGAUACUAUGGCGAAAGAGUUUGAUUAUCGCGGUCUUGUAAGCAUGAUUCAAUCAGGUAAGACGUGAGUACUACUUCGGGGUAGCUGAUGGGCUCGAUACAGGUCUUGGCCAUGCCGCUUAUCGACGACUUAAUCAGACUGAAUCCUUUCCAAGCGAUCUUCAAACCUAACCAAAUGCCUGCCAGCGUGAGCCGUGCCUAUCGUCUUCUCAACCAAGCGAGGACUAUAGGGCUGUCAGGUAAAUCAGAUGAGGUCAAACCUCGCCCACUCGUAUACGACUUCCUACAGGCCGCGGAAAAGAACCCCGAGAUUGACGAACCCCAGCUUAUGGGAUAUAUCCAACAGAAUGUCAGCGCAGGGGCUGACACAACCUCGAUCAUCUUGCGUACAGCGAUUUAUUGCUCGCUCAAGUCGCCAUGGAUUCGGGAAGCGAUUCUCAAGGAGCUGGACGCAAACGAUGUGCACUCUCCAGUUCCGUAUCGUCAGGCCCGUUUCGAACUCAAGUUCUGCGCGGCCGUGAUUCGGGAGUCUCUGAGAUGGUCUUUCCCAUUUGUGGCUCUUAUGGAACGACAAGUGCCCGAUGGACCCGGUUUGAUACUCCCAGGAGGCGUGCGGCUUGCCCCUGGGACUGCCGUUGGAGUCCACCCAGGCUUCGUUCAACGGAACAAAGUCGUUUUCGGACAGGAUGCAGACGACUUCAAUCCGUUGCGUUGGUUUCCUGGACCAGGCGAGUCCCAAAUCGCGUUCAACGAGAGGUUGUCUACCAUGGCCGCUAGCGAACUCACAUUCGGCUAUGGACCUCGUGCAUGUCUAGGACGGACGGUUGCCGAGAUGGUGCUAUACAAAUUCAUUCCGAGCUUUUUCAGCCAGUUGGACGUAUGCGUGCGAAAAGGAUGAUACAUGUUUGAACGGGCUAACGAUUCUGCAGGUAGCACUGGUGCGUCCGGACAAAGCAUGGUCCAUUCGAUCUUCAUUCGUUGAGAAGCAAAGCGGGAUGGAUGUUUAUUUGAAUCCCCGGCACAGAUAG